AUGGAUUUAUGUAUGAAUCAAAUGAAUUUAUUACAGAAGGCUUUAACUGGACAACAAAAUCAGUUAAAGUCAAGAAUCAGUGAUGCUUUCCUCCUAUCUGAACAACUGGAGCAAUUAGAAACAUGGAUAACUACUGAAGCUAUUCCACCUGUGAAUGAAGCUUUAGCGCAAGAUGGAAACUACUUGGAGGAAAAACCACUUCCAUUGGUAACUCAACAACAAAAGCUACAAGAUAUUAUACAAUCAACUCAUGAUAAACAACAUCAAUUGAGUUCUCUUGUGAAAAAGUUAGAUGAUAUCAAAAAAUCAAAUUAUAAAUCGUCUGUUGAUGAUAAUCAACAAAAGAAGUUGUCUGACACUGCAAAUAUUUUACAGAAUAAGCUUAACAAACUAGAGAAUGGUGCUAAAACGAAACUAACUCAAGUUGAUGAGGUUCAGAAGGCUUAUUCUACUGCACAAAAUUCAAUUGAUGCUAUUAAACUAUCAUGCGACGAUCUGGAAACCCGGUGGUUAAACCUACAACAAGUUUUAUCUACUAUGGAAGUGAAAGACUUGUUGAAAGCGUCAUCUUCAACAUCUCCGCCAUCUUCGCCAUCUCUUACAAGAUCAUCAAAUCAAUUGAAACAGAUACGUGGUCAAAUGAUUGAACUUCAAGCUGAACUACUAGAAUUAACAAAUUAUUCACUAACUGCUUCAUCAAGAGAAGAUUCCAGUGUAAGCCUGCUUCAUGACUUAAAUCUGUUAGAGUCAACACUACAAUCAGCUGAUGACCAUAAGCCAAAACAGUCAAUCAGUAAACUUUUAGACGAUUUGCAACUAACAAACAAACGAUUAGAAACUAUUGGACAAGCGUUAGAAGUGAACUUUGAAAUGUUUCAGAUUAAAGAUAUGGAUCCAUUUUCAAUACAUUUUAUUAAGAAAUUAAAUUAUAUUUAUGCAGAAUUACAAAGUAUUCAGUCGAAUGUCAAUGAAAAUGAGAAAAUAGCUAAUUUAAAUUCAGAAACAACAAAACAAAGAAUUGGAUAUUUUGAAGAGUUAUUAAAGCAGCUUAACGAUUGUAAACAAAAUUUGAACGAUACACGUAUUGAUUUAGCGGGUAAAAUGACAUCAUUGUCUGAUGAAAAGAAGCUUAACCCAAUUUACUCGAAUUUCCUAACUACCCUGAAUCAAUAUGAUACUCAAUGUAAUAACGUGGAUAAACAAAUUACUCAACUUAUUUCCGCCUUAAAUAGUCGUGUAAAACAAACGGAACAAUUGGCAACACUUCGUCAAAAUGUUAACAGUUCAUUGAAGAAAGUUAGAGAGUCUCGUCAACUAUCUCCUACUAAAGAAUUUAACCAAACAGAACUCGAUGAACUGAAUUCUAAUAUGCGAUCAUUAAAACAGCUAAGUGAAGAACUUUGUAAACCAUCAAAUGCCUUACACGAUAAUCAGAUUAGUUCAAAUCAAUUAGAGUAUGAAAUUAAAUCCCUGGAGAAUGUGAUUCAUGAAGAACUAGCCAGUCUGUCAACUGAUAUAUCAACCGAGAAACGGGGUGAAAGACUUAUAUCACACCUACGUGAUACUCUGAUUGAGGUUCAACAUGAUCUUCAUAUACUAGCUACCCACUCAACUUCACCAGAUCUUUUAUCAACUGACAAAAGUACGAUUACCUCACUACUCGAUGGCUACCAUACACUGAAUAGCCGUAUACUAGCGAGAAAUAAUAGCUUUGAACAGUUAGACAAAUUAAUACAAUCCAUCAGUAAUGUUCCACAUCAAAAUAUAUUGAAUUCUGAGAGAGAUCUGCUAAAAUCUGACUAUGAUUCUGUUCAUAAAGAGAUACAAUUCAAUUUGAAUAAGUUUCGUUUAGCCAAUGAUAGCGAAAAAUUGUUCAAUGUACGGAUGCAUGAAAUAUCGAAAUGGAUAAAACAAAAACAAGAUUAUCUGAAUACACCACCGUUGAUACAAAUGACUAAGACAACACCAGGAAAUACAACAAUUCUAUCUGAUCUUAGUGAAGAGUUAAAAAAAUUAAAAAGUUUAUCAGAAGAUAUUGAAAAUUAUCGUUCAAAUAUUGAGGAAAUAAAGUUAAGUGGUGAUCGUCUGUGCAAAUCUGGAGGAUUUCUUGUGAAUGAAGAUUCCAUUCAAAACCGUUUAGUAAAUCUAAGUGAUGUCUAUGAAGAACUGAAAUCGGAUACUAAACGAAAAUUGAUCAUUGUAGAAUCAACUCUACCUGUAGCCCAGUGUUUAACAUCUGCUGUGAACACACUUAGCUUACGUAUGCCGACAGCUGAAUCACGUUUGGAUACCCUUCUUCAAAAUGAUGCUGCACAACUGUACCCAGCACAAAUGCAAAAAUCAUUGAUAGACCAGUUGGAAUUUGAAAUGGUCAACGCACUGGAACUACAGUAUCAACAAGUUCACAACUACUGGAAUCAAUUAAAACAAAUUUGUAAACCGAUUGAUUUGUUUACCAACCCUUCAGUGUUGAGAACCGCCCAUCUACCUCGUCGUUCCGAUGAAAAACUUGGACAUGUAGAACAAAUUGAUAAUGAAUUAAAACGGUAUGAUGAGUUCAAUCAAAAGCUAACUGAUUUAGCCAAGGCCGUUGGAAGUAAUCGUCAAAAAGCAAUACAAUUAAUGGAUAAAUUAGAGCCGAUAUCUGAAUGGUUAGAUUUAGCACUGAAACGCUGGGAUCCGAAAAUAUCUGAUACGCCUUCGUUGGAUUGGGAUACUUACCUAGAUGAAAGUAGCUUCAUGACUGAUGAACCACCAGAACAGAUGCCAACAUUGAAUUCUCUUGGUACAGAAUAUCCGUAUUUAGCUAUUUUACCAUGUCAACCUGAGAUGCUUGACAAACUUCAUAAAAGGAUGGAAGAAUUUCAAGAAAAGUGGAAAAAGCGUCAAAGCGAACUCAACAAACUGUUUGAUCAAAUCUAUGAUGUCAUACAAUCGUCAACAGGUCCAGCUAGUCAUGCAAUAAUAACAAGUGGGACCACUGUUAUGUCUUCUUCCGCUGCUGCUUCCCUCAAUGACUCACCAACCAGUAAACCAAACAAGUCUUUUAUUCCAUUUACAACAGAUAAAUUUUACCAUGAAUUAGGUGAUCUUGUGUCAAGUGUUUCAAAGCAAGUAAUUUCACUUGAUAAUCGUUUAAGUCAAACAGAAAUUCGAUAUGCUGAAGUUUACCCACUGGCCAAAUAUUUUACAAAGGAUAUGAAUGAAUUUCAACAGUGGUUUCAACAGAUUGAAAUAAAAUAUGAAAAUGUUAGCAGCUUGCCACAUCCUGAUGAUGCUGGUGAUGAAUUGGGUGGUAAUCGAAAACGAUUAGAAAUGAUUAAGAGUUUAGAUGAGGAGGUCGACCGUCAAAAGUCGGUACUGGAUAGAAUCAUAAGAACAAGUGGACCUUUACUAUCCUUGAUUGCUCCAACUGAAGCUACUGCUGUACGUUCACAGAUUAAACAAAUUUGUGAUUCAUAUGGUAAUUUACGUAAAUUGAUUAAGAGUCGAGUGAUCAAUGCAGAGAGUGGCUUAAAACAGUCGGAUGAAUUUGUGGAACAGUUACAUUCAAUGACAGAUCUAUUCGCUGCUAUAUCAGAACAAGCUAUUCGCUUAGGUGUUCCACUAGAAAUAACUGGUACAACUGUUAGACCGUCCAUAUUGCCUAACUUCCAUAAUGAGACUCCAGAACAAUUACUUGACCAACAUCAAGCUUUAGAUAUGCUGGGUAGGAUACACUCAAUGACAAGUGUUCAACCAGAUCAUUUAGAAGAACAUAUUAGUGGAACGUCAGCCCUAAUGGAGGCAUUAGAAUCUCGUCUACCUGAAUUGGAAGCGCUUACUGUAAAUAUUCGAGCUCAGUUAGAAGCCAAACCCUGUGUCAAGGAAUCAACCACAAAGCGUGAAUCAGGAACAGUUGAAUUAAUUGAAUCGGUCGACAUCGAAGCAGUUUUGAAAAGCGCUGAAAAACUACAGACAGACUGGAUACAUUUACAAAAUAAAUUAACUUCACGUGUUAACACAUUACAGUCAGCCUACAGAACAUCAUCAGAGCAAUUUUGGCCAGUUAUAAGUGAUUUGAGAAAUAAUUUAGAUAAAAUUAACGCAUCUUUAAGCAUUAUUGCAUCAGGUUGCAGCUGGAAUGAUCCAUGUACUCGACGUGACCCACUUGAUCCAAACAGCUACAAAGAACAAUACAAUGAGUUAAGUGAAUUAAGAAAAGAACUGAAUGAUGUCAGUCAGCAACUGAAUAAUUCACAUGAAGCUGGACAACGCUUGAUUUGUUUAAUUAAUGGUCAAGUUGAAGAUGAUUCGGUAACACCAACAACAGGCAGUUUUAGUUUAAGACGAGAUGAAGAGCAAGCUAUACGCAAUGAAGUAGAUUAUGCUCUACAUGGCUUAAAAGUACAACAAGAACAUCUGAUUAAUAAAUGUGAACGUUUAACUAAAGAACUCAAUGAACGUGAAUUGUGCGCCUCACGAUUUAAGUCUGAUUUAGAAGAUCUACUAAAAUGGUUAUCAGAACAAGAAAAUAUGUGGGAUAAUUUUGCACCUAUAUCAAACAGUGUUGACGUUGUAACAAGACAACUGAAUGAGAUUGUUAGAUGGAAUGAUAAUUUAAUGAAUAAACACUCUGAAAUAGAAGCAUUAAACUGGUCAGCCGGGAAAUUAAUGUCGAAUUCAGAUAACGAACGUUUUACGCUGGAUGAUGCAAAUGACGAUACCUCAUUCCCAGUUCAACAUAAUUCAUCAUUACAGUCUGAUUUGACUACAGCUAAUCGACGAUGGGAUAAUUUACUAGACUCAGGAAAUAGCAGGCGUCAUCGCCUACAGACUGUUCUUCUUGGUUUAGGUGAAUUUGAAGGUGCUGUGAAUGGAUUAGUUAAAUGGAUUAAUCAAAUGCAAACAACUGUUGAUCAAAUACCUGUACGUCGUGGAAAUAUUCGAGCAUUAGAAGCUGAUUUAGCGCGUAUCAAAGUCAUUCAUCACAAUGUCAACAGUCAUCAGUUAGCUGUUGUAAGAAUACAAGAACAAGCAAGAAAAGUAGAAUAUAAUGAUUAUAAGCAAAGAGAUAAAUCGCCUGCAAAUGAUACCAACAAAGAUGCAUGGGAAUAUUUGAAGGCAAGUGUGCGCAAUAAACAAGCUGCACUAGAGGAAGCAUUGAGUGAGACCUUUAAUUUUCAUGAUCAACUGGAUAAACUUAUACGCCGUACUCGUCAGUUAAAGAAUCGGAUGCCACCACCAGGUGCACGGAUGAUGGGUGGUUUGCCUGACAGUGCACGUGAUCAACUCCGUCGAUUUAUGGAAGUUUACGAUGAACUAGUCCAAGUUGGAACAGAGCUUGAUGAAUUGCGUCGGAAUUCAGCUGCCCUACUAGUAAAUCAAUCUACAAUAGAAUCAGCUGACCAGUUAACUACGAAUCUGGACCGUUUCUCUGAUCAUCAUACACAACUAUUACAGCAGGCUCAAAGUAUUCGUGAGCGCAUGGAAUUAGGCUUGAAACAAGUGGAAGAGUUUCAUGAUCACUUAUCUCAAAUGAUGCAGUGGUUAACACAAAUGGAACGUGCUAUUAUCCAACAGAAACCAGUUAGCCGAAUUGUAGCUCGCCUAUUUCAGCUAAUCCGUGACCAUACUGAAUUGCGUAAAGAAAUCACUGGACAUCGUGAUGCUUUAAUCAACUUGGAUCGGCUAGGCAGUCAAAUUCAAUGUCAAGCGCAAAAACAAGAUGUUAUCUUAGUGAAAAAUCUUUUGUCUAGCAUUCAUACUAGGUGGGAACAACUGGUUUCUCGUAGUGCAGAACGUACACGUCAACUAAAUACUGGUCUCAAGGAGGCUAGUAAUUUCCUUGAUAACUGGACAUUACUAACCGAUUGGCUAAAGGAACAGUUAGUCUCAUUAGAAGAGGAUGGUGACCGUGUAGCUACAAGACCAGAAAAAGUAGCCUACCAACUAGCUGUACAUCGUGAAUUACAACGACAGCUGAGCACACGUACUGUAACUUACGAUGGAGUACGACGUUAUGCUAGACAGCUACGUGACAGAGCCCCAGUGUGUGAUCAUGAUGAACUCGAUGAUAUGGUUAGUGAACUGAAACAUUUGUGGCAGGCAGUAUGUACGAAAGCACUAGCAAGACAACGUAUUUUAGAACAAGCUCUCCUAGCAUCUGGUCUAUAUAAAGAAGCGUUAGAAGCGUUACUUGAUUGGCUAGGAAAAAUUGAACCACAGCUUGCUGAACAACAGACUGGAAAUUAUGGUGAUGUGGAUACUGUUGAGCAAUUGUUGGAGUCACAUCAUUGUUUCAAGGCCGAAUUGGAGCAACGUGCAACAUCGGUGAAAUUGAUACGUCAAGCCGCCAAUGAUUUAAUGACCAAAGCUGCGUCAUCCACAGACUCAGGAAUCUGUCCAUCUACUGGAAAUCAAGCUGAUGUGAUUGCUAUGCAAGCUCAGUUGAAUCACUUGACAAAAAUAUGGGAUCGUGUUCAGAAUUUAACUCAACGUCGAAGUGAACGACUAGAUCAAGCCUUAAAAAUGGCUGAACAGUUUCAAGAUACUUGCCGAAGCUUAAUGGAUUAUUUUGCUGGUGCAGAACGCGUCAUCCAUCGCUUAGCUGCUUUGCCUACUUUUGAUGAUGAUGGUGACCUAGAAGAUGAAACUGUUGGGGCUAAUGCCAACAGUCCACCUACUAAUUUAACUAAUGCAAUCGUAGCUCAUCAGCAAACGCAUACUAAUUUGAUGAAUCAAGCUGAUCGAGUGGAAGCAGCUUUACAAUUAGGCAAUAGACUUUUAUCUCAAGCUCAUCCAGCAGCCGUGAAACGCUUACGUCAAUGGGUCAAUACUAUUCGGACACGUUGGGAGGAGUUAACAUCUUGGUCUGAACAACGUGGAGAACGUUUACAACAAGCUUUAGAAGAACAGCAUAAGAGGAAAAUUCAACGGGAAGAACUCAUGGAAUGGAUUCAUGCAAAAAUUAAUAAGUUAAAAACUAUCCCAUUAUCGUUACCUGUAUCAGUAUCAUCCUCAUCAACUAAUCUGCACUCAGCUAAGAGUAAACUUGACUCUGAUGAUUCUAGUCACAGUAGGCAAUCAAUCGAUUCUAAAGAUUUAUUUCCUGCCACCCAAGAGCGUGUUGCUUUGUCUUCUACAGUCUCCUCAAUUCCUCUGCCUAGUGGUAGUAAUGUAGGUAACAUAGAUUUGAAGCAAACUGAAAGUAUCGUUGAUUCUACACUAAUAAUCAAUGAAAUUACUGAGGCGUCAGUUAUUGAAAAGCUACUCAGUUUGCACAGCCAACUAGAAGAGGAAGUUAAACAAAAACAACCAAUUUAUGAAGAUAUUAUAAAGCAUGCUAAACGGCGUACUCCAGUUAAAUCAUCAAAUACGCCUAGUAUACGUCGAGGUCGUCAAUCUAUGCGACCUAGUGGUACAUCGUUAAGUCGUACUUCUAAUACAGCAAAUCAACAACAGCAUAGUCCAUCUGUGUCUAUUUUCACUUCAUCAAAUAUUAACCAGUUAUAUUCAAGUUGGAGAGAAUUAUGGCUCGCAAUGCUUGCGCGUAAAUCCCAUUUGAAUGAACGUCUUGCUUAUUUAAAUGAAGUGGAGAAAAUGAAAGAUUUUCAGUUUGAAUCAUGGCGUCAACGUUAUGUAUCAUGGUUAAGUGCAAAUAAGGCACGUGUUAUUGAUUUGUUUCAUCGUAAAGAUCGUGAUCGAGAUGGUAGACUUACAAGAGCUGAAUUUAUCGAUGGUAUCAUAGAAAUGAAAUUCCAAACAACUCGUGUUGAAAUGGAAACAGUUGCAGAUAUCUUUGAUGCUAAUGGUGAUGGGUAUAUUGAUUAUCGUGAAUGCUUAAAUGCACUACGAGCUAAUUAUAUGAGUUUGGAUAGAGCCUCAUCAUCAAAUACAACGGGUGGUAGCUCAUUAAGUUUAAAUCGCUUUGGUCCAUCAGAUGAAGAAACUAUUAACGAUGAAUUACGACGUCAAGUUGGAUUGUGUACAUGUCAUAAUACUUAUAAGAUUAGAAAAAUGGCAACAAAUAAAUAUCGGUUCGGAGAUUCACAAAAAUUAUGUCUAGUUCGCAUUCUUCGUAGUGCUGUAAUGGUUCGUGUCGGUGGUGGUUGGGUGGCGCUAGAUGAAUUCCUAGUGAAAAAUGAUCCUUGUCGGGAUGCUUGUGAACGCUUGACUAGUAUAGCUGAUUUAGCAAAAGCAGCUGGUGUUGGGCGGAAAGCUCCUGUACACAGUAAUAAUUCACGUUCAAGAUCUGUCAAUAAACGUUCACGUUAUGAUUCUCAUAAUUUAUACCAAUUAAUGAUGAAUGGUCCCGGACAAGAUAAUGCAUUUUACCUUGUUAUGCCUAAUACAAAGCCAAAUCCAGCAAAUCAUAACAGUUGUGGUGUUAAGACAAAUACACUAAAAAAUAGAAAUCAGUCAUCUAUGCUUACCUAUCAACAAUUUCCUCCUUCUAUACAAAAAACAACAUUCGUCUUCUUCAAAGAUGUUUCAUCUUCAUUUCAUAUACUUUUCAAAAAUGUGGUCUUCCCCAACCCUUCUGUUGGCUACAAUUCUUCUUACUUUCAUAAGCUACAACAAAACUAUCCACAUACAUCUACACACACAGAGACAGAUAUUUACGGCAGUUUUGAUUAUCUAGUUGACUGUGAUCAGCUAGAGGAUGCAUCAGCUGCUUCGUUUAUCGGCAAAGAAACGGGGCUUUCUUUAUUUACUUACUCAAUCGAAAUUUGUAUACAUGUCUAG
This is a messenger RNA of Heterobilharzia americana, 8727 nucleotides long. Lineage: Eukaryota; Metazoa; Platyhelminthes; Trematoda; Strigeidida; Schistosomatidae. The record is from the annotation of a GenBank genome assembly.